GAAAAACAUGAACUUACAAUACGCUUACACAAAGAAACGAAUGCAAUUUGGAAGGCAAUGCAAGCUUUCGGAUUUUCAAAAAAUUGAUGUUGAUGUUAAACCACAUAUAGGGCAUUCGUGUAAUUAUAUUCGAGUAGAUCCAGCAACUCAUGGGACUCAAUGUGGCAAAUCGUAUUCUGCUCAUGAGGUGAACACAAAUACCGCAACAUUCAAAGAUAGUAGUAUGUGCCAUUCCGAAGGUGGCUGGCCGAAGGACUUGAACGUGAAAGACACAGAACAAAUAGUCAGAUAUAAACGUAAAAUAGAGAAGGAUGAACUGUAUAUUCAUACAAUGCUUCAAUUGUUACCUCCAGUAGAACAUUGCGUACUGCAAAACAAUACUUGUAAUAUUUAUGAACAAUACUUCAGCUACAUGGAACCAGUUUCAUUAACGCAAAGAGCGUAUUCUCGUACAGUGAAUGUAUAUCGCGAUGUUUCACCAGUGAAGAGGCAAAUAACACAUCUUUCCUGGUCCCCAGAUCAAGGAAAUUAUUUUGCAGCUAGUUACUGUAAUACUGACUUCAAAAGAGGAUCAAACGACAAUCCUGUCUCGUACAUUUGGAAUGUGGAAAGUCCAAAUAUUCCUUGUAUGACGUUGAAACCAUUCUGUCCAAUUUUAACGUUGGAGUACAAUUCUAAAGACAGCAAUAUAUUAGUCAGCGGAUUAAUGACCGGUCAAGUAGCUUAUUGGGAUAUUAGAAAAGGACCAGAACCAGUUGAAACAAGUUCGGUAGAAUUUAGUCACAGAGAUUUAUGCAACAAAGUCUUGUGGAUAAAUUCUAAAACCGGUACAGAGUUCUUCAGCGCUUCGAAGGAUGGACAGAUAAUGUGGUGGGACAUUAGGAAAUUGCAAGUACCUACAGAAACAUUAGUGAUAGAUUUAUGUAAACCCGAGGAUCAAAAUGUUGAGAAAGCAAUUGGAAUCUCUGCGUUACAGUUUGAACCUUCUAUGGGUACACGGUUCAUGUGUGGUCUAGAAAAUGGCGUGGUAAUAUCGGGGAAUCGCAAAGGUAAAACUGCAGGUGAGAAAAUUGCAACUAGAUUUAAGGCGCAGUAUGGACCCGUGAUAAGUCUAGAAAGGAAUCCAACGUUUCUUAAGAAUUUUUUAACUAUCGGUGAUUGGACGACAAGAAUAUGGUCCGAAGAUUGCAAAGAAUCUUGUAUCGCUUGGACACCAGGCCACAGGGACUUCUUAAUGGGUGGAGCAUGGAGCGUGACACGGUUUUCUGUAUUUUUCUUAAUUAAAAUGGACGGUACUCUAGAUGUAUGGGAUUUGUUAAUUCAACAAGACUCUCCGAUUCUUAGCGUUAAAGUUUGCGAUGAAACUUUAACAUGUAUAAAACCUCACGAGCAAGGACACGUGGCUGCUGUUGCAAAUAAAAAUGGAACAACGUUUCUACUCGAAUUCUCGGAAGCAUUGACGACUAAUCAAAAAAAUGAUAAACUUUUAUUCACAGCUCUUCUGGAUAGAGAAACACGCAGAGAAAAAGUGAUAGAAGCAAAAAACAGAGAGAUGAGGUUAAAAAUGAAGUCUCUUCGAAAUACCAACGUCGAAAUCGAAUGCUCGGGAAACAUAAAAAACGAUGAAAAACCAGAUUCAAAGUCUUUGAAUCUGGAUACUGAUAAUCCAAUGAUAACGAAUUGCGAGCAAGAUUACAACAGUGCUAUUGCAAUGGAAAUAGCAAAGCAAGCGGCAACAGACGAGGAAGCAAACGACAAACAUCUAGUAAACGGUACGGCUAAUUCGAAAAAUGGUUUUUAAAUAUAUUACAAGAAUGUAAUUUAAAUAUAUUAAACGUGUUAAUUAAAGGUAUCUUCUCUCCAAUACUACUCCAAUUUAGAAAUGCUUUCCUCGUUAUUAACUUAUAUUUAUUAUAUAAUGUAUAAUAUACAAAUUUUAAA
Hylaeus volcanicus is the source of this 1941-nucleotide messenger RNA. Its product is annotated as dynein axonemal intermediate chain 2-like. The coding region runs from base 8 to 1801 and encodes 597 amino acids. Gene Ontology annotation, biological process: cilium movement; outer dynein arm assembly. Gene Ontology annotation, molecular function: dynein heavy chain binding; dynein light chain binding. Gene Ontology annotation, cellular component: outer dynein arm. The transcript is spliced from 10 exons. Lineage: Eukaryota; Metazoa; Arthropoda; Insecta; Hymenoptera; Colletidae. The record is from RefSeq and is a predicted model, not a curated record.